This is a messenger RNA of Dromiciops gliroides (monito del monte), 2245 nucleotides long. RefSeq names its product sialic acid-binding Ig-like lectin 5. NCBI's taxonomy places the organism in Eukaryota, Metazoa, Chordata, Mammalia, Microbiotheria, Microbiotheriidae. The record is from RefSeq and is a predicted model, not a curated record.
AUGGCAUUUCUAGGCAGAACAUUUCUAUCCACUGGAUCAGAGAUGUUGCAGCUGCUGCUUUUUAUAUUCCAGCUCUUGGGAGGGUCCCUGACCCAGCUCCCAGGGUAUGAGCUGAAGGCCCCAGCAUCUGUGAUAGCACAAGAGGGACUGUGCAUCCAGGUCCCCUGUUCUUUCUCCUACCCUUCAUAUAUCAGCACCCAUGGCUUCCCGGCUCUUGGAUUCUGGUUCAGGAGUGGAGCCAACACUUACUCAGACAAACCAGUGGCUACAAAUGACCCAAAAAAGGAUGUUCAAGAAGAGGCCAGGGGGCGAUUCCAUCUUCUUGGGGACCCUGAGAUGAACAACUGCUCCCUGAACAUCAUAGAUGUGCAGAAUAAUGACAGUGGGCAAUACUUCUUCCGGAUAGAGAGAGGACCUUUUGUGAAAUUUGUGUACUAUAGUUAUAUGGUUAAUGUGAGUGUGAAAGCUCUCACACAGAAGCCAGACAUCUCUACUGCAGAGACCUUGGAGCCUGGACACCUGGUGAAAGUGGUUUGUCUGUUCCCCCGGAUCUGUGAGAAGGGAACACCCCCUGUUUUCUCUUGGACAGGGGCUCUUCUCUCUUCCCAGGGAUUCAGCAGGGAAACCCUCUUUUUCUCUGAGCUGACCCUCACCCCAAGAGCCCAGGAUCACGGCUCGAAUCUUACCUGUCGAGUGACCCUCCCUGGGGCUGGAGUAAGCACAGAGAGAAGUGUGCAGCUCAUGCUGGCUGGAGAAGAGAAAAGCUCCUGGCCUCUGGUGCUGACCCUGCUCAGAGGGGGCCUCAUGGCAGUUGGCUUCCUCCUCACCUAUGGCCUCACCUACCUCUAUUAUAGCAGCCUUCUUCCCUUCAAGGGUGAAAACGGAACCAACCACCCACCAUUGCUACCUGAUGCCUGCCUGCUACUGGACCUCUCUUCUGACAGUGUAGCUGGGUUUCCUUUACAGGGGCAGAAUUCAUUAAGGACCAAAACAUUUCUGUCCACUGGAUCAGAGAUGCUGCUGCAGCUGCUCUUGACGUUCCAGCUCUUGGGAGGGUCCCUGUCCCAGUUCUCAGGGUAUGAGCUGAAGGCCCCAGCAUCUGUGACAGCACAAGAGGGACUGUGUAUCCAGGUCCCCUGUUCUUUCUCCUACCCCUCAGAUAUCAGCACCCAUGGCUUCCAGGCUCUUGGAUCCUGGUUCAGGAGUGGAGCCAACACUGACAAAGACAAACCAGUGGCUACAAAUGACCCAAAAAAGGAUGUUCAAGAAGAUGCCAGGGGGCGAUUCCAUCUUGUUGGGGACCCUGGGAAAAACUGCUCCCUGAGCAUCAUAGAUGUGCAGAAAAUGGACAGUGGGCAAUACUUCUUCCGGAUAGAGAGAGGAACUAUUGUGAAAUUCAAUUACUAUAGUUAUAAGGUUAAUGUGAGUGUGAAAGUUCUGACACAGAAGCCAGACAUCUACAUUCCAGAGACUUUGGAACCUGGACACCUGGUGAAAGUGGCUUGUCUGGUCCCCUGGAUCUGCGUGUGGGGGAUACCACCUGUUUUCUCUUGGACAGGGGCUGUUCUUUUCACCCAGAAACUCAGCAGGGAAACCCUCUUUUUCUCUGAGCUAACCCUCACCCCAAGAGCCCAGGAUCACGGCUCUAAUCUUACCUGUCGAGUGACCCUCCCUGGGGCUGGAGUAAGCACAGAGAGAACUGUCUAUCUCAAUGUUACUUAUAGAAGUGAUACCCUCACAUUCUCCAAAGGGAUGAUUUUGGGAUUUGGGAUCAUGGCCCUUCUUGCCCUAUGUCUCCUAGCACUUAUGAAGUUCCUGAGGAAGAAGAAGAAGGUAGAGGACCCAGAGCCCCAGGACAGCAAGGAAGUGGAUUUUGUCAAUGAAGGGGUCCCAGUGGAUCAACACAGCGAUCCCAGAUUGCCCCUGCCUAACCCAGCCACUCAAGUCCCCUCAGAGGAGAUUCACUAUGCAUCCCUUAACUUCAGAAGAACCAGUCCUUGAAACAACCUACAAAGCCAGAACCCAGAGAACCAAGGUGCCCAAGACCAUUACUCAGAGGUUGUUUCAGUGAGGAGGAAUCUGAGGCUUGUGGGAUGGGAGGUCAAAUAAAGAAGUUACCAUCUAAUUCUUUUCCUGGAAGGAGAUCACUCUGUCUGGAGUUCCUCUGUAUUUCUCUUCUUUUUUCCUCUUCCUUCCUUCCUUCCUUCCUUCCUUCCUUCCUUCCUUCCUUCCUUCCUUCCUUCCU